AUGGCACAAAAGGAGUCAACCAAGCAGACAUACUCGCACCUUAGAAUUUAAGAACCAGAAAUUAGAAAGAAAGUCAAAAUCACACUCGAUCUUCCUCUUCUAUCUCAAAUUAAGAAUCAACUGCCAGACACUAGACCUCUUCAACAGGCAUCGUUCAAACGCCUUCAAGAUGCUCUCUAAAUGGCGGGAAAGAUGCAAUACGAUCUGCUUAUUAGAAAUAUAAGCACAUUGCACAAUGACAUAAGAACACUAUGCCAACUAGGAAGAUCUCAUGAGCUGUUUGAUAUAGUUAAGAUCGGAAUAACUUAGAUAAUAGACGAGGGUUUUGCCCAUUUGGUUAAUGAAUAGGAGAAAAAGUAGAAUAAAGAUCUGAUUAAGCUCGUGCAAUCCUUUUGGAAGCAGCACUGUGUUAGAUCCUUAAGACUAUCAGAAGUGUUUUAAUACCUAGAAAAUCAUAUGAUAAUUGACUUCAAUAGGCACUAGAGACUGAAUAAUGAAUACAAGAUGGAGAUUGACCAAGCUAAUUCAAAAUUAACUGAGGAUUCAUUUAAGAUUUGGAACAUCGGCUUGCAAGCCUUUUCUGCUCAUUUCUCUCAAUCUCCUAGAGGCCAGAAAAUUAUUGGUUAACUAGUUGAUGAGAUGAUAUUCUCACUGACAUAAAACAGAUAGAUGUUUCUUGACAAGCAAACCACCGAGAGAGCUAAUUUUAUACCAAUCAUGGACAUUAUAAAAAUGCUGAUCUAGCUAGAUCUUUACUAAUAGCAAUUUGAAGUCAAGUACAUUGAAAAGACCUAGCAUUUCUUUAGAUUGCAGUCAAAUCAAUUGAUAAAUAAGCUUGAGAUACCUAUCUACCUUCAUAAGAUUUAUGACAUAAUUGAAAAUGAGUCUUUGAUUGUAAAACUUUAUCUUAAUGAGAGAACUUUAGAUCUGACUCUUAACACACUCGAAUAAGUACUAAUCAAGGAUCAUAUCUAGCAAAUCCUAGAGAAAGGAUUCGCUUAGCUUGUGCAUAGUUCAAACUUCGAAACACUUACACUCUUGUAUAACUUCCUAUUAGAGACCAAGCUACUUACUAAUCUCAAAACAUAAUGGGUUUUAUUCAUCAGGUAAGAAGGUCAAGCCUUAUUGUAGAGCAUUAAAUUUGAUGAAAAGAGUUCUACUAUAGUAGCAGUAAAGAAGAUAUUUGAGUUGAAGGAACUUACUGAUAAGAUCUUAGCUGAGUGCUUUUAGAAUAAGGAUGAUUUCAGAUAUGCCUAAAGAGAGGGAUUUGAGUCAUUUUUGAAUGUUGAUAACUCACCAGAGUAGAGUUCCAACUAUCUAGCUAUCUUUAUUGACAAGCUGAUGUAAAAAGACAAUGUGAGUAGCAAGAAUAAGCAACUUAGAAGAGAUAUUAAAAGAGUAAAGCAUGAGACUAUUAUCAAUGUGUUCAGAUACCUACAUUCCAAGGACACUUUUGAGGCUUUCUUCACUAAGUACCUAAGCGAAAGAUUAAUUAAAAGAAAAUCUGAGUCUUGGGAUGAGGAAAAAGAGUUCAUAUCUAAGCUAAAGAAUGAGUGUGGAAAUUUAUUCACUUAAAGAGUAGAACAAAUGUUUGUUGAUAUUUAAAACUCAGGCAAUUUAACUAAGGAAUUCUUAGAUAUGAAGAAAAAUAAAGAUUUGCCGUUAGGAAUGGAGUUUUUCGUGCUUUCCUCAAAUUCUUGGCCAAUCAGUAAAGCUUAGAAUAGCUUUAUACUGCCCAAAUAGAUCUCAGAUAUUACAUAAAACUAUCUUGAGUACUAUAAGAAUCUUUUUAAAGGUAGAACUCUCAAUUGGUCUAUAGAUUACUGUUCUAGUUUGGUAAAGGGAAACUUUGAAAAUGGUAAGGCAAGCUACCAAUUUGAAGCUUCAGGUGUAUAAUCACUGAUCCUUUUAGCUUUCAAUAACCAGAGCAAGGUGACGAUGAAUGAUAUAAUGAAAUAAACCAAUAUUGUAGAGGACUAUUUGAAGUCUGGCUUUUAGGCUCUGGCUAGUUCUGAAAUUAAAUUACUCAUUAAGGAAAGUGGCAAUCCUGACUCUAUGAUAGUUGGUAAGGAUGACAUUUAUGCAUUAAAUGAGUAGUUUACAUCCAAACUUAAGAGACUUAACAUAAAUAAAGCAAUCAAAUCUGAUAAAAACAUUAAGGAGGAGUAGAAGGAGACUGAAGAUAGAGUUAAGGAGGAUAGACGCUUCUAGGUUGAUGCUGCAGCCACCAAGAUAAUGAAAGAAUUCAAACAGCUACCUCAUAAUGAUCUGAUAAAAUGCCUAUAUGAGAGAUUAAACUUCCCGAUUGACACAGCCUACAUAAAGACUAGGAUUGAGUCACUGAUUGAUAAGGACUAUCUUAAGAGAAAUGUCUAGGAUAGCUCAAUCUAUGAGUAUGUUGCAUGA
Molecule: messenger RNA, 2406 nt
Organism: Stylonychia lemnae
Lineage: Eukaryota; Ciliophora; Spirotrichea; Sporadotrichida; Oxytrichidae
Source: the annotation of a GenBank genome assembly